Messenger RNA from Gracilinanus agilis (Agile Gracile Mouse Opossum), 1089 nucleotides. RefSeq names its product threonine synthase-like 2. The record is from RefSeq and is a predicted model, not a curated record. Lineage: Eukaryota; Metazoa; Chordata; Mammalia; Didelphimorphia; Didelphidae. Gene Ontology annotation, biological process: dephosphorylation; 2-oxobutyrate biosynthetic process. The transcript has 8 exons. Bases 1 to 1089 code for a protein of 362 amino acids. Gene Ontology annotation, molecular function: pyridoxal phosphate binding.
AUGUGGCUACCGAGAGAUGCUGACUUCCGGACCCCUCGGAAACAAAUUGUCGAUAUUGUAGCCACCCUCGUGUUGGCAGGAUGUCUGAUUGACCGAGCCUUCAGCAGAUUCCGACACCGAGAUGUUGUUCAUCUGUCCAGGCUGAAGAAUGGGUUGAAUGUGCUAGAGCUGUGGCACGGCAUCACCUACGCCUUUAAGGACCUGUCCCUGUCCUGUUCAGGACAGUUCUUACAGUACUUUCUGGAGAAAAGGCAGAAACAUGUCACUAUCAUUGUAGGAACUUCUGGAGACACCGGGAGCUCAGCCAUUGAGAGUGUCCGUGGAGCCAAAAACAUAGACAUCAUUGUUUUGUUGCCCCUGGGGCUCUGCUCUAAGAUCCAGGAGCUCCAGAUGACAACAGUGAUUGAGGACAAUGUGCAUGUGUUUAGGGUGGAGGGUAACAGCGAUGAGCUGGACGAGCCCAUCAAAGCCGUGUUUGCUGACGUAGCUUUUGCCAAGAAGCACAACCUGAUGAGUCUGAAUUCCAUUAACUGGUCCCGGAUCCUGGUACAGAUGGCACACUACUUUUUUGCCUACUUCCAAUGUGUGCCAUCCAUGGACAUCUGCCCGCUGCCCCCUGUGGAGGUGGUUGUGCCAACCGGGGCUGCGGGCAAUCUGGCUGCGGGAUGCAUCGCUCAGGAGAUGGGUCUGCCUGUCCGCCUGGCCACCGUGGUGAACCGCAAUGACAUCAUCCACAGGACGGUCAGGCAGGGCGACUUCUCACUUUCAGGGAACACCAGAGCAUCGUUGGCAUCCGCCAUGGAUAUUCAGGGGACGGGAGGGUGGCUUCCCAAGUUUGGGGAUGGGGCAGCUCUAGCCCACUUAUCACGCCCUGAUGCCAAGGAGGCAGACAAGGCUCCCGCUGCCAUCUGCUUCUUCAUGGGACCUUUCCUUCCAGGCUUCCUGCUGCCAUAUGCAGAGCAGCGCUACAGCUUGUUCGUUCAGCUGCCCAUCGUCACUGACCCUGGUGGCGUCAAACGCUCACUGAAAUGGGCCUGCAGGACACCCAUAGUAGGGGGCAGCUGGGUGGCUAAGCGGAUAGAGACCUAG